AUGGCCGCAACUGCUCCUGCCUCGUCGCCCGUGCCGUCAGGCUCGGGCUCGGGCUCUGCGCCCGCUGCAGGCCCGAGUCUCGAGGUGCUGCGGCAUCGCCUCGCCGCGCUCAAGGCCACGCGUGCCUCGCUGCGCACCGAGCUGGCACAGCUCAAGGCGCUGCCGUCGCCGAGCAAGGACAGCGCAGCGCCGGCCCACGCCCUCGCCGCCGAGCUGGCCGAGCUCGAGGAGCGCGUCGUGCUGGCGCGCACUGCCGGCUGGACGGUGUUCCAGGCGGACCUGGCGCCCGGCCGGCGCGCCAAGAGCCAGGGCGGCCAGGUCGGCAUCGGCGUGCGCAUGGAGGGCUUCUGUGGAGGCCGCUUCCACGAGCCGCACUACCUGCUCUUCGCCCGCGGCGCGCCACCCGCUGACGCAGAGGUCACCUUCUCGACGCUCGACUCUGGCGGCAGCUCGACAUUGCCCGCGGCCAUCGUGGCAGCCGGCAUGCGCGCGCCGCUGCAGCUUGUGCGGCACACCAUCCCGUCGUGGGUGCCGCUGCCGCAGCUCGUGGCAGAGCUCUUGCCGCCGGCAGAGCACACCGACGACGCGACUGGAGGUUGGGACCUGGUGCAUGAGCUGGGGCGCAUGGGCGGAAGCUGCGAGCCGUUCCUGAGUGCGGUGUACGAGCACCUGCAGGCGGGCCUUCACCGGCGUGAGGCCUUCAAGGCGCUGGCGACUGGGUCAUCAGACUCUGCAGUCGAGGGCUACGCCUCAGCUGGACAUCUGGCCAAGCGGUCUCGCGAGACGUCGCGCCUUCGCGUCGAGCUUCGCUUCGUGCCGACAUGCGACCGGUUGGGUGCUCGCGUGAGCGCCGCACCUGCAGGCGCAGAGGUGCUCGAGUCCGCAACACAUGCAGAGGGCGGCAGCGUCUACGUGCAGCUGCUGCAAGGAGACGGUCAGCGGGGACGCGAGGAGACGCGGCGACGGACAGAUCUCGAGGAGCUCUUUCUAGGCAAGACUCUGGACGACGGGCCGAGCCUGGACAGCGCUUUCACAGAGGCGCUUCGGAUAGCAGGCGGGGCGGAGUGA
Molecule: messenger RNA, 1068 nt
Organism: Tilletiopsis washingtonensis
Lineage: Eukaryota; Fungi; Basidiomycota; Exobasidiomycetes; Entylomatales
Exons: 5
Coding region: 1-1068 (355 amino acids)
Cellular component (GO): kinetochore; Mis6-Sim4 complex
Source: RefSeq, a predicted model, not a curated record